Messenger RNA from Pelobates cultripes (western spadefoot toad), 5505 nucleotides. NCBI's taxonomy places the organism in Eukaryota, Metazoa, Chordata, Amphibia, Anura, Pelobatidae. The record is from the annotation of a GenBank genome assembly.
UAGAUCCGAUUCCUCUUACUCUUCAGUCGCCAAGGGAAGUUACGAUUACAAAAAUGGUAUGUUUCAAUACCUGAAAAAGAAAAGCGGAAGAUCUCACGGGAGCUGGUCCACAUAAUUCUGACUCGAAGUCCUCAGAUGAGCAGUUUCGUUGACUGGAAAGAUCUAAAACUUGUAUACAAAAGGUGAACUCUUUAAAUAUAAACAAACUAAUGUACACAUUUUCUACUAAACUUUUGGGAAACUAGGAGGAACUUUCACUUGGUACAUAAUUGCAAAUUCUAAUAGAUAAUCCAACACUCCAAAUAGGUUUUCUUCUGUGACGUGUAAAUGAACAGUUACCCACAAUAAAGUGACCAUUUUUCAUUAAACAAUAACAUAUGAAAAAUAAACGUGUAGUGAUUAGUGAAACAAAAUCCAAAUGUCACAAAACACUACUGUGGAGUUUUACGACUUUUGUUUUUUGUUUCACUACUCACUACAAAUUUGUUUAAUUUUUUUUAACUGAAGUAAUUAAGUGUUGGGUUUUAGGAAGCACCCACAUAAAGUGGUAGCAGCUUUUUUUUAUAUAGUCAAUAUCGUUAUUUGUUAUCAGCGCCUCUGUUACUCCGUUAUUUCUCUUUUUUGUAAACCAUGUACAGGAUUCCAUUUAUUCUGACCAAGUUUUCGAUAAUUUUGCACUGAUAACUUUAUGUAUUGUUCCACUGCUGUGAAAAUGGCAUUAUCUUCACGUUGUAUUUCUUAAAUGUUUUUUUUGUAUAGCUUAGUUUACCGUUCACCCAAAAAAAAUAAAAAAUCAUGCAUUUUUUGUAACCUUACAGCUGGCUCUUUUCCACCGCCCUACUAAUUAAUUAGAUGCGUCAUGUCUUCUUCACCGGAGCACCAUUUAACCCCUCUGCAUCCGGUGUAGUCAGAUGUGCUUAAGUUUGUAUUUAAAAAAAGUCUAGAAGUUAAUGGGCAAGAAAUUAUCCAUUUGCUAACCGUUUAAACCAUACUACCUACUCCAAUUAACUCCUCCCUUCUAGGGUCUAAACCCUCAUUACUCCUACAUCUUCUCACUGGCUACUUCUAACUAGAGAGAAUAUAAGUGCAUGGUAUUAAGCUGCAGAACUGAAAUGAGCACAUACACAUUAUAUAUAGCUUUAUUAUAGAUCAUUUUUUUGUAAAUAUAUUUUAUUUAGUAUAUAAAAUAAGUUUGCAUGCAUGUGUGGUACUUUGUAAUGCACGCAGUAGCUUUUUUUUUCACUGUUACUCCUGUCUUACCCUUGUUCUCUGGGGUCAGCCAUCUUUAAGUCAACUUUGACCAAAAGCACUGCUUAUCCCACCAAAUCCAUACUUGACAACAUUCCUUGCUCACCUUCCAGGACAGAGGUAAGCAGGGAAGAGAGCAAGCAUGCAGGAUCCCUAAAGAGCCUGCACCCUGUUGCAGACCAUGCACCGAACACUGUGGUUUAGUGACCAGUCCUCUCCUGCAUUUUGAAACCUGCUGGCCGACUUUAAAAUAUGAGACAGAUCCCCAGUACCUAUAUAUGCUGGGACAGUGCACGAAAAUGCAGGACUCCUGGCAAAUUGUGGACUGUUGGCACUUAUGCCAAAGCCGAUGCUGGUAACCAAAAAAUAGACCUCAUUAGCAAAUCCAUAUGUGAUGUACAAGUGAUAAACAUCUCCAAAAUGUGCGCUGAGUAUUCGUCGUUCAAAUUAUGCAUAGUCUUAACAAAUAAGUGGUGCUUCUGACCUAAGAGGGCUUAAAGAUAGCCGCCCAGAAACAAAUUGAUACCACAAGCACUUGUAGACAAAGAAUUCUAAAGCACCACCAACCAACCACCCACUGUUCCAAACCAUAACCCCCCCUCUUGAUUAUGUAAAUGUGAUUUAAAAAUAUUGCAUACACACAGACCUAUAGAGUGUGAUUUGUUUUUUUUUAUACACACACCUCAUAUUGCCACCUCAUAUAAAGCAUGGCAAGUGCAUAUAUAUGUAUGUUUGUAAUGAUGUCCGUAUUUACAUGCGUAGCUUGACCAUUUAGGUCCCUGUCCUAUCCCCUCUCUGCUGGAGAUCGGUGUGUUAAGUUUCAAGGGCAGAACCAUGCAUAGACCAGGGAACUUGUUGAUCUCAGAUUUCAGCAGCCUCAGUUUGGGUUGACUUUGCUGUCUGGGUAGACUGUAACCUACCAAAGGCAACUGCUUUUAACAGGCAGAGUAGGCACCUAUGAAACCUGUAUCAGGCAUGUGCUGUAGGUAGGUGCCUACUGUACCCAAUAGGAAUCCUGACUGCAUGAACAAAGUUAGGGUAAGUCUGGAGAGGCAUAAAGAAUUCUUGAAAGAUGAAAUAUUUGCAUUGUUUUUAAAAAAACAAACAUUUUAACUUUUUUUUUUAAACUGAAUUGCUUUGAACAGAUUAUUGUGGGAUGUUAUGAGACUGGCAUCAAAAAAUUUGCAGUAAACCUUUAAAUUAAAUGUAAGUUAAAAAACAAACAAAAAAAACACAACAAAAAAACACUUUUACUUUGAUACACAAACAUACCCUCCUAUGUUUCCCAUUAAAUAGGAUAUAUUUCGGCCUAUUGAAAGUGACAUAGGGGGACGUGGAUGACCUAUUCCCUUGUGAGUGCAUACACAACAAAGUCACCAGCAACUAGAGCAAAAAACAAAAUCGAAAUGUCUUUUGCUGCAGCACAAAGUAAAACUACUCAUUUGUGUGUGUGUGUGUGUGUGUGUGUUUGCAGUCAGUUUAAGGCUUACACUUGGUGUCUAUCUAAAAAGCUCCUUCAUCUCACUUGUCUUGCUAAAGCUGGUUCUCUCUUCCAGGUAUGCGAGUCUCUAUUUCUGCUGUGCAAUUGAAGACCAGGACAACGAACUGCUUACACUGGAGAUUGUGCAUCGGUUUGUAGAACUGAUGGAUAAAUAUUUUGGGAAUGUAAGUGGCAACACUACAAGCAAGUGCAAUUAUAUAUCUACACUUUAUUGAAUGUAGAUCCACAGGAUUAUUUAAUAAACUAUGAAUUGUCAAGAAUUGACCAGAGAAUUCUAAGCAUUAAGUCAAAAUAAUUGAAUUUAAACAUUUCCAAAUUUCCUCAUUUCAUUUUUUGUAUAAUAGUUACAUUUUUUUGACCUUUUCCAAUGUAUAACUCCUGGUAUUGGUUAAUGUAAUUACAUUUCUAUAACUGUAUGUUAACUGAGGUGGCAUCUAAAAAAUUUUAUAUUUAAAAACGAUAUAAAACCAGAAACUUUAAAUAACGACAACUGUUUUACACUGUUUACAGUCCUUUUACAAUUUUACAAAACCGUGUUUGCACUCUCAAAACAUUACCUUAUUUUAAUACUUUUACAUAAAUGGACAAUAAAAAUAGACGAUUUAUGCUUGUUCUCUAAAAUAUCCUAACCUUUGCCUCCUUGGUUAUGAACAAAUUCUAAACUGAUUAUUCUAAAGAUACAAAUGGAAGUUUUGUUUUUGUUUUUUUAUAAAUAGGCAAUAUGUAAACGAUAUUGUCUCCACCAUGGUAUAGGUGUCAAGCUACAUGCAUAGGAUACGUUGUACGUUGAUAUAAUCUUAGCUGUGCAUCUUUAUAGGGCACAGCUAGGAUUAUAUAGGGCAUCUUUGAGUUUUACAUGGCCUAUCAAAAAUGUACUUGGGAAUUAAUUCCCUCUGCAUUGUGGGUAGGAUUUGACACUGAUAUGUCAUUAAAGUGCUGGGGACUCCAAACAAAUGCCCUGCCUGAUAAUGUAAAGACAUUCUAUCUCAAAUCAAUUCUUCAUAGAGAAUCACUGAUAAGAACUAUAAUAUAAAUGUAUUUCCUUGCUAGGUCUGCGAACUGGAUAUUAUAUUUAACUUUGAAAAAGCAUACUUCAUGUUGGAUGAAUUCCUCAUGGGUGGAGAGAUUCAGGAGACUUCAAAAGAGUCUGUGGUUAGAGCCAUUGAAGAUUCAGACAUGUUACAAGAGGUACGUGGGACGGUAUUUUACUUGACAUCGGAGGUUGGGAUGUAAAGUCUAUGGCUCCUUAAAACACUAAUGCUGCCAUCUGCAAGUCUUGAGUAGUCUGUAUAGAAAUAUUCGAAAGUCCCUCUUCCUUCAUCACAAAAAACAAACAAACAUGUUUGACCCUAAAUAUGUCUUUCUAGUUCCAAAAAAAAAAAAAAAACAACCCCCCCCCAAAAAAACAAAGCUAUACACAUUUGAGGCCUUGUCUCAUUUGACACAUGUGCUGCAUUUGAAAUUGCCUUACAUUUUUGUAAAAUUUCUCAUCACUGGGUGGGGAAAGUGGUGGAUCGCUCUUCCCAAGACCGAGCCUUCAGCUACUUGAGAUGUUUUAUUUCUUUUAUGAAUGAUGUUGCCUCCACCUGUUGUCUCAAUGGGGCUUGUUUUGCCAUGAUCUGCCCUUUAUUCAGGUGGUAAAAAGGGAAACCGUGAGAUGGGAAGACCAUGCGCACAUUGGACUUAGAGAUUUGUUUUCCAAACUGCAGUUUGUCCAUAUUUGGACUUAUUGGGUAAUCAGUCAAAUUCCCGAGUUCUGAGCCAAACUGUACCCAAAUCAUGAAGCAAGUGAAACAUGCAAUGAACUAGCAUGUUCGUUUAGUAUUGUAAUUCUGAAUUCUACUUCAUUUAAUUUGUUUGCAGACAAUGGAAGAAUAUAUGAGCAAACCAACUUUUUAAAAGUGAAGCGGGAAAAAACCCAGAUCAAUUAGAACGAGCAGAGCCUUAAUUGUGAAAAUCCGAGCAGCAGUAAAACUAAAGCAACACUUGGAUGCUCUGAUUGACAAGAUGGCUGCCAUCGCUGGACAUAAUACUACUCAGAAAUGGGACGCUGACACCACUACAAGGGACAUGAUUACUGUGACAAUCCUACUCAACCACCGAAUGGACCUAAACUAUCACAAUGCAAUGGAAAUAAACUUAUGCAAAAAAAGUCUUGCUUUUUAAAGAAGAAAUAAAAUAUUUUUAUACAUAAUAUUUUGUGCUCUUGUUGUGGCAAUAAGGGACUCUUGUUAAACAGUCCUACAUCCUGUCUCUAAAACGAUGUAACCCCUCUUUUCGGGGACCAAUCACUUCUUGUCCUGGGUGGAAUUCCUCACCAUAAUUGCCUGGCUUCACUAGUACAGGUUGAACUAUCAUAGGACAAAACGUAAUUAUUCAAAAUGGCUUCUCAGCUGGCAGUCGUCAGGGACAAUAUUAAUGCACUGCUUAGUUACUUUUAUUUUGUGUAAGCACCUGAAGAUGGCAGAGCAUGAUUUAAAACGUUUUCUAAAUUUUUUUUUUUUUUGUUAGAGAAUUCUGUUGUUGCAUUGUGCUAAUAUUUGUAUGUAUUUCAAUUUUCCUGUGUAGUCUUGUGAUCUUCAGAGAUAUUUUUAGUCUAUUGAAAAUUUAUAUUAAAAGUGUAAGUUUACAUGGAUAUUGACUUCAAUGUUAUGCUUCCAAGUCAGAAGAGAUCGUAAAGUGGCUCUGAACUAAGACUUGGACUUUGCGAGUUGGGAAUCGGCCCUGUGGGGAUAGCCUUUGCCCAACUAGUAAAU